Messenger RNA from Aedes aegypti (yellow fever mosquito), 2673 nucleotides. RefSeq lists its product as uncharacterized. The record is from RefSeq and is a predicted model, not a curated record. NCBI's taxonomy places the organism in Eukaryota, Metazoa, Arthropoda, Insecta, Diptera, Culicidae. The coding region runs from base 706 to 2295 and encodes 529 amino acids. The transcript has 2 exons.
GUAUAUAGUUAUGUCCCAACCUGCCAAACAUCAUUGUACAAGUUCUUCCACAGCAUAGUUCCCACGCCAGAGUUAGCGCCAGGCAAAACAACAACAACGGACAUCCGAUCCUGUACGUGACAAUUGGAUGGGAGACAUCGCGCGCCAGCGAUUCCCAGCUGACCUCAGCAUCACAAACGUGACGAUCGCAUGGGAAACAUCUCGCCGUCAUCGAUGGUUCCCAGCUGACCGUAGGGCUAGGUAGGUUACUAGUUUACUAGUUAGGGAAGAUCAGGCAGUGUUAGUUUAGAGCUAGGACAGUGAGGUUCUCUAAAAAGUGUGUUUGACUUGUAAUUUAAAAAUAUUAUAUGUGAAUAAAGGUGAUUAUGGAAGUUAGUUCCUUUUUUUUUAGAAAGUGAUGAAACACUUAUGAGUGGCGCAGUCGAAAAGGCCCACUCUACGUUGAAGAGAAAGUGUUAUCUGGACCAAAAGACAGUGCAACUAGGAACUUGUGAAAACGUUAUUGCGUUCCAUCAGUGCUUAGUGCGUGAAGUGUUUUUUGGAGCUCGACCCUGUAGCUGAGGACGCCCGGAACGGAAUUCAUCGAGAAGACCACACCACCCCUCAACCCGUAGGCGGUUUGCGACGUUCUUUGCCAGAAGCAUCAUUUUCAACGGCUGGAUUCAUCCACUUGAGAGCGGGAGAAUCUAAAAAGAUCCGGACACAAUGCGGUGGAUCCUAUUCGUAAUCCUCAUACUCCCAAUCCUAUCAUCCUAUUUUUUCUUUCCAGCAAACGGCAAGCACUUGGAAAUUACUGAUUUGAAAGACAACCCUGGUGUUGUGGCUCUUAAAGUAGGUAAAGCUUUUGUUAUACAAGGAUACGACUUAUUAGUUCACACAAUUAAAUUAGAUGCAUUCCAUGAAAUUUUACAACAGUAUGGCAUAAUGAUAAAUGAAAUAGAAACAAAUUUUAAUACAAAAGACAUUAGGGAUCUUUUAAAACUGAAAUUUAUUCAAACAAACAUGACAUUUCAGAAACUUAGCUUUCGGAAAAGAUCAAAGAGAGCCAUCAAUAUUCUAGGCACAUUGGUAAAAACAAUAACUGGAAACCUGGAUAAUAACGACCUAAUAACAUUAAAUCAAAACAUUAACUUUUUACAAAAUUCAAAUAAAAACCUCAUUGAGUCAAACAAUCAACAAAUAAAAAUAAACAAUCAAUUUGAAGACAGAAUGAAUAACCUGACAAGAGUAAUAUUUAACGAAAACAAAGAAAUAGGUAAACUCACUAAUCAGAUUAGGGCAAAUAACAACAUAAAGGUCUCCUGGGAACAAAUUCAACAUUUCCAGCGAUUAAUCUUCAACUUGGACGUGGUUCAACGGCAUUUGGAUGACAUCUCGGAUACGAUUGUCAUGGCUAAAGUGGGCGUUUUAUCCAAAAGCAUCCUUGAAGCAUCAGAAAUUGAUUACAUUAUCGGAAAAUUGGAAAAGGCAGGAAUUUCCAUUAUCAGCGAUGAGCAAGUAUACGAAUUUUUGGAACCGGCAGCCUUCUACAACGGUUCAUGCAUUGUGUUUCUCAUUAAAAUUCCAAAAUUCCUACAAGGACCCUACCAACAGAUUAUGGUGGAAAAUAUUCCUAUCAAUGACGAAGUAAUACCGAUCGAUUUCACGCACGCAGUCCUAGGGACGAAUGAAACAUUUGUUGUAAAUGAUACUUGCGUAAACAUUGAACAGAAUAUUAUGUGCAAGUUACACACAAUGAAAAAUGUCUCGGACGAUAUGUGCAUUCAUCGAUUACUAAGAGGGAAUCCCAGCAGCUGUCCAUUCAAAAAAUACAACAUUAUUCGAGAAAUCAAAUCAAUUGGAAGCGGAAAAAUCCUCAUUAAAAAUGCACAUCCAACUGUGCAAUUGAAAAACAGUUGUGGUUUUGGCCCAAAAAACCUAACUGGAUCACUACUUAUCACUUUUAGGAACUGUUCCAUCCAAGUGGACAAUAAAUCAUUUGAAAACACCCAAUUCGAAUACAGCAACACUUUGGAGAUUCUCCCACUGCAGUCAACCUUGAUCAACAAGUCAAAAACUAUUACAACAGAAACACAAACCUUGCAAGAACUACACAUAAACAAUAGAAAACGAAUUGAAUUUUUGGAAACAACCAAUAGUCAUGUUUCAUACGGAGGCACUUUCACAAUGGUCAUCUUUCUAAUAAUAUUUCUUUACCUUUUCAAAGAAAUAAGGACAAUCUGGACGAAAAUUGUAAUCAAAGCAUCUACACCUACAACUUCCAACAUCGAGUUGAACCGGGGCGGUUCAAGCUAGGAAGGGGGGAGUUAUGUCCCAACCUGCCAAACAUCAUUGUACAAGUUCUUCCACAGCAUAGUUCCCACGCCAGAGUUAGCGCCAGGCAAAACAACAACAAUGGACAUCCGAUCCUGUACGUGACAAUUGGAUGGGAGACAUCGCGCGCCAGCGAUUCCCAGCUGACCUCAGCAUCACAAACGUGACGAUCGCAUGGGAAACAUCUCGCCGUCAUCGAUGGUUCCCAGCUGACCGUAGGGCUAGGUAGGUUACUAGUUUACUAGUUAGGGAAGAUCAGGCAGUGUUAGUUUAGAGCUAGGACAGUGAGGUUCUCUAAAAAGUGUGUUUGACUUGUAAUUUAAAAAUAUUAUAUGUGAAUAAAGGUGAUUAUGGAAGUUA